This is a messenger RNA of Hordeum vulgare subsp. vulgare (domesticated barley), 920 nucleotides long. Its product is annotated as zinc finger AN1 domain-containing stress-associated protein 17. Bases 231 to 779 code for a protein of 182 amino acids. The record is from RefSeq and is a predicted model, not a curated record. NCBI's taxonomy places the organism in Eukaryota, Viridiplantae, Streptophyta, Magnoliopsida, Poales, Poaceae. The transcript has a single exon. Gene Ontology annotation, cellular component: cytoplasm. Gene Ontology annotation, molecular function: zinc ion binding.
GAAAGGAGAAGCAAACCGCGUCCGCAACGUCGACGGCGACGGCGAAACCCACCCGAAGCUAUAAAAGUAUCGACCGCCCCGUCUCACCGUGAUCACACAUAUUCACAUCGCACGGCAAGCCCUCGCAUCCGAACGCAAGAAAGAGGAGCGAGCACACGCGGCGUGGGGAGGAAAAGCAAGAGCGAAGCGAGGGAUCGAGAGGAGGAGCGCGGCGGCGGCGGGACUCGGCGAUGGCGCGGCGGGGCACGGAGGCGUUCCCGGACCUGGGCGCGCACUGCGACAGGGAGGACUGCAACCAGCUCGACUUCCUGCCCUUCGACUGCGAUGGCUGCGGCAAGGUGUUCUGCACGGAGCACCGCGCGUACGUUGACCACGGCUGCGCGCGGGCCGCCGACCGGGGCCGCACCGUCGUCGUCUGCGAGGCCUGCGGCGACUCCGUCGAGCGCGCCGGGGCGGACAAGACGGACGCGGAGAUCCUCGAGGCGCACGCGCGGUCGCGCCGGGGCUGCGACCCGGCCAGGAAGCGCAAGCCGCGCUGCCCCGCGCGGCGGUGCAAGGAGACGCUCACCUUCUCCAACACCAGCCACUGCAAGGGGUGCGGGCAGAAGCUGUGCCUCAAGCACCGGUUCCCCGCGGACCACGAGUGCUCGCGCUCGACGCCGGCGGGGGCCGCCGCCGCCGCGAGGAGGGCCGGCGACUGCGGCCGCGACGCGCAGAAGACCAAGGACGGCGGUGGGUGGGCGAUGCCGCCGUUUAUUCGGAAUUUCAAGAUGUUCUGAUUUUACCCUGAAGCUGAAAAUUGUGGCUGGGAUUUAAACAAUUCAUGGAAUGCUUGUUUUCUCCGUUGUGGCUGGGAUUUAAGUUGAAAUUGUGCACAUUUGUUGUUAAAUGAAGAAUCAAGUUCAAAUUAUUUUAUGCUA